Molecule: messenger RNA, 628 nt
Organism: Octopus sinensis (East Asian common octopus)
Lineage: Eukaryota; Metazoa; Mollusca; Cephalopoda; Octopoda; Octopodidae
Product: phosphonopyruvate decarboxylase
Exons: 5
Coding region: 14-628 (204 amino acids)
Molecular function (GO): magnesium ion binding; thiamine pyrophosphate binding; catalytic activity
Source: RefSeq, a predicted model, not a curated record
CUUUCCAGCGGCCAUGGGUAUACCAUUUCAACCUUUACCAGAUUACCAAGAAGGAGCUGAACAGGCUUUAAAAACUGCCCGUCAUUAUAUGGAAAGUUCAAAAGGUCCUUAUUGUUUGCUUGUAAGGAGGCAAACAUUUCUUCCCUAUAAAUUGAGAAAAAAAGCUCCUGAAUUUUUACUGACUCGUGAGGAAGCCAUGAAGAUUAUCAUCGAUAACAUUGGCAGUAAAGUUGCUGUAGUCAGUACAACAGGAAUGUUAUCUAGGGAACUCUUUGAGUAUAGAGUCGAGAAAGAUAUGGGUCAUGAGCGUGACUUCCUCACAGUUGGUUCUAUGGGCCAUGCUUCAGCAAUUGCUCUUGGAAUUGCUUUACAGAAACCUAACAAACAAGUAUUUUGUCUCGAUGGAGAUGGUGCUGUUAUUAUGCACAUGGGUGCAUUAAGUACAAUUGGUCAGAGAGGACCUGAUAAUCUGAAACAUGUCAUCAUUAACAAUGGCUGUCAUGAUUCUGUUGGUGGUCAAAUGACAGAUGCUGGAAACCAUGACAGCUUUGAUUUCUGUGAAAUAUCCAAAAGCUGUGGCUAUAAAGAUGUUAGUGAGAUUUUUAUUUUUGAUUUUAUGAUAGUUUAA